GGGACUGUGUCGCAUUGUGGAGGUUCCCAAGCACUAGACCUGCUGCUCGCUUGAAGGGGGUCAGAAGAAGGAGAAGAUCCGGGGGAGGAGCGCGGUGAUCCAGACGGACUGCAGCCGGCAUUUGAAGCGACCUCACCUGCAACACGGCGGGACCUCCAUCCGCCUGCCUCACGUCGUUGAACCCGGGAUUGUAAACGGCGGGAUGGAGCGUUCAAGGCGCAUGGGAGUGUUCACACUCCGGCUAUUCUCCCUCCUCUGGUGCGCGCCAAGUGGGGUUUGGAGCUUCAACCUUUACGCAGAGCAUCCCACGGUGUACCGCGGACCCAGUGGGAGUUAUUUCGGUUAUUCCGUUGACUUCUACCAGGCCAGCACCGACAGCAACAAGUUCAGCGUGUUGGUAGGUGCUCCCAAGGCCAACACCUCCCAACCUGGCAUUGUGGAGGCCGGGUCCGUCUACUACUGCCCUUGGCCGGGCCUGCCUGACAGCUGCAGACAAAUACCCUUUGACAAUGCCAAUAACCGCAUGAUAAAGGUAAAUGGCAGCAGAGAACCUUUGGAGUUUAAAUCCCAUCAGUGGUUUGGAGCAUCUGUCAGGACACACAAAGGCAAAGUGGUGGCGUGCGCUCCUCUCUACCACUGGCGUACGGUGAAGCUGAGCGGGGAAAUGGAUCCCGUGGGUACCUGUUACGUGGCCGUCCAGAACUUCAGUGCCUACGCAGAAUACUCGCCAUGUCGGACCAAUGACCCGGACCCAGAGGGGCAAGGGUUCUGCCAGGCGGGCUUCAGUGUGGAUUUCACGAAGGAAGGAAGGCUGGUGGUAGGAGGCCCUGGAAGCUUUUACUGGCAAGGGCAGGUGAUGACAGCAGGCGUAGCGGAGAUACUGAAUGGCUACUCUUUGAAAGCUGUGCUGAGACGAGUUCCCGGAGAGAAACACACCACCGCCGCUGAAGACACACACGAUGACAGUUACCUCGGUUACUCUGUAGCAGUGGGGGAGUUCACCGGUGAUUCGGAACAAGAGCUCCUCGCCGGAGUACCAAGAGGAGCACAAAACUUUGGAUACGUUGUGAUGAUCAACUCCACCAACCUGACCUUCAUCCAGAAUUUCACGGGAGAACAGAUGGCCUCUUAUUUUGGCUACUCAGUGGCUGUAACCGACCUGAACGGAGAUGGGAUGGAUGAUGUUCUGGUCGGAGCACCCCUCUACAUGGAGAGGGAAAUGGAGAGCAAACCCAAAGAAGUUGGGAGGGUCUACUUGUACCUGCAGAAAGCCCCGCUUACCUUCUAUAAACCCGUCGCCCUCACUGGCACGUACACUUUUGGCCGCUUCGGCACAGCCAUAGCACCGCUGGGAGACGUCAACAACGACGGAUACAACGGUAAGAAACGAUACAUAGGAUAUCCCGCCCCCGCUGGCCCCCGGCCAGGUUACGGCUUCACCCUGCGAGGAGGCCAGGACCUGGACCGCAACCAGUACCCUGACUUGAUCGUGGGGUCAUUCGGUGCCGGAGAAGUGUCUGUGUACAGGGCUCAAGCUGUUGUGUCUGUGGAUGCGGCAAUGAUCCUGACCCCCAGGAUCCUGAAUCCUGAUGACAGACAGUGUCAUCUGCUGCUCACCGAUGCCAUGGUGACCUGCCUGAAGGUGGACGUAUGUGCGGAAGUGAGCGGAGUGGGCAUCCCCAGCUCUGUGGACCUGAAAGCAGAGCUGCAUUUGGAUUGGUUGAAAGGUGUCCGAGGGGGUGUGAAGCGAGUUCUCUUCUUGGAUAACCAGCAGCCUCAGGUCACUGGACUCCUAACGCUGGGCCACGACCAUCCACAGGCUUGCCUAAGUUACACCAUUUACUUGAGAGAGGAAGAUGAGUUCCGCGAUAAAUUGAGUCCCAUCUCAUUGGCACUGAACUACAGCUUGGCUCCUCCCUCUCACGGCCAGAUGCUCCCACCGGUCCUCAACUACUACAGUAGCACCUUCCUACAAGAGCAUGCCUACAUUCUCCUGGACUGCGGUGAUGACAAUAUUUGCAUCCCAGACCUUCAGCUGACUGCCAGCAUGGACCGCUCUGAACUGGUGAUCGGAGAUGACAAUUUGGUGAUGUUGACCAUCACCGCGGCGAACCCAGGCGAGGGAGCCUACGAAACGGAGCUCCAUGUACUGAUCCCACCCGAGGCUGACUACAUUGGUGUGGAGAGAAGAGUCGAGUCUCUGGCUCAGCUGAACUGCGAAUACAAGAUGGUGAAUGACUCCAGGCUGGUCGUGUGUGACCUGGGCAACCCCAUGGUGGCCCAAACCGAGCUGUCUGUUGGUUUGCGGUUUGCAGUCCAAAGGCUCGAAGACGCUGGACCAAAAAUUAGCUUUGAGCUACAGAUCCACAGCUCCAACAAAGACAGCCCUGAUAGCAAUCCAGUCAGCCUGAAUCUGGCCAUCGUCGCCAAAUCCCAGAUUGAUUUACGAGGAGUGUCUCAUCCCUCUCAGGUGGUGUUGCCAUUUCCACGCUGGGAGCCCAAAGAGAAGCCUGUCAAGGAAGAUGAUGUGGGCCCACAGGUGACGCACAUCUAUGAGCUCCAUAACUCGGGUCCCAGUAGUAUUCGGGAGGCCGAGGUUGAGGUUGGCUGGCCUUCCCGCUUCCGUGACGAGAACCUGCUGUAUGCGAUGGAGAUUAGAACCGAUGGACCAAUAAGCUGUCGGACGAAUAGCAGCCUCAAUCCGCUUGGACUGCAGAUAUCAUCCCUUCAAGAUACUCCUGAACUUCUUGGCUUCUUGAGGAACACCAGCGCACCUCUUCGCCGCCACAAGCGAGCCGCCAGCACCGCCCAAAGUCACGGCGGUAAAAUCCUGAACUGCACUAACAUCUCCUGCCUGAGAAUCACGUGCGUCGUGGGCCGCUUGAAUCGCGGCCAGAGCGCAGUCGUUAAAGUCCGCUCAAGACUGUGGGCUCAUACGUUCUUGCAGCGGCGUAAUGACCCCUACGUUCUCAACUCUACUGUAACCUUCACGGUCCUGUCCAUGCCUUAUCGGGCCCAGCCCCCCAUCCUGCCUCAACGCACCAUAUCGAUGGGGACACCUGUGUUAUGGGGGACACCAGAUGUGUCCUUUGCUGUUCCACUCUGGGUCAUCAUACUGGCCAUACUGCUUGGGUUGCUCGUGCUCGCCGUGCUAACGCUCGCAAUGUGGAAGUGUGGUUUCUUCGACCGGGCGAGGCCGCCAGCCGGGGACAACAUCUCCGACCAAGAGCAGCUGACGUCAGAUCAAACUGGGGAUGCCUAAAAGACACAUGGACGAGAUCCUCAUAAGGGGGACGUGCACCUUCUGACUGAAUUGUAUUCAAACUGAGAUCUGGAGUUGUUGGACCUGGCAUUUCUCGGCCGCGGGUCUUCCGCAUCUUUUGUCAACGAAUGGGCCUGGGAGGGGUGUCUUGCUUCAGUCUGCAUCAGGCGAGGACCAAAGACGCUCAGCUUUGACAGCACGAAACCAAAGCACACUUCAGUGGAAGACAUUUUUUUGGGGAUUGUUUGUCAGCCGUGACGACGGACCACAAGACAACAGUGUGAAGAAAGUUCUUCACAUUCCCGCCAUAUACACACUUAGGUUGAAUGGGGCAGAGGGAUGGGAUGGGGCACAGAGGGACUUAAUCUGUGUGAAUAUGAGUUUAUACACUCGCUUGCCACAUUAGGUACAACUGCACAAUAAAACGCCACUAAAUAAUUGCUUAUAUUAUUUAUUUAACCUCUAAAUGUACCAAAAAUGAUGAUCCAAAACACUUUCAUAUCAUUUCAGUCAUCCUACAUUACCCUUUAAAAUAAAUGGCAUUUUGAAAAGAAAAAAAAAAUACACCGGAAGUGAGCACGUAACUUCCACGAUCAACGCUGACUAAAUUUAGCCCCGCCCCAACAUACAAAGAUGUUAUUCUCUCAGUCAAGACGUAUCACUUCGACAUACUUCCUUGAAACCAAUUAGUACUUUUUUUUGUUAGCCAGAUAGACAAAGAACAAAAACAUGUAAAAUCUUAUUUUUAAAAUUUGGAUCAAUGUAUUGACAGGUAACUGGUGUCGGAACUGGUUGUAGAUGGCAUUUGAUUGUGCAGCUGUGCCUAAUUUUGCGACCGCUGCUCGUUUGUGUGGACGUUUACCGACAUGUGUGCAAGCAAGCAUCGUGUGCGCGUGUGUAUGUGUGUUACGUCGGGGCUUCUCUUUAUCCAAUGUUUUGUUCUGCGUCACAUGUGUCACACACAUGCAGAUGCGUUAACGUGGAGGCACAAAGCAAACGUGUGUAUUUAUGAAUGUACGUGCAAUAUUUGGAGAUUGCGUGAUACUGAAGCUUGUUUACACUGGCAUUAUUUUAUCAGAGCUUAAUAGUGUAUAUGUAUAUACUGAAGUGAGUCGUGGGUAUAAUAGAUCUUAGUUUUUCAACACAACAAAAGCAUUUGUCUUGACUGGGUUGUGCCGCACCAAAUAAUGUGAGGUGUAAAAUAAGUUAGAAAAAGAACGUUUUCAGAUCGCAUACUGCCUUAUUAACUCAAGUUUUUGCUUUCUCAUUUUGGACCUCACCAACCCUAACGCCUGUAGUGAAAUAAUACAACAUUCAACAUGGUAAACUGAGUCUGUUGACUGUUGUGUGUGAAUUCUGUGCGUAAUAGUUGUAUAGCGUUGUAUGUCGAACACACGCGAAGGGAAUUGUCACAUUCUGCAGCUGCACCCAACAUUUCAAAAUGAAUCUUCUUUCAUGUUUGAGUCAUUUAUUGAGCUAGACCAUAAUGUGCAGUUAAUUCAAAACAGCAUACAUCGUAUGGUUAUUUCCUCGCAUGCGAUUAAAGUACGUGGUGAUAUUUCAAAUGUUACCAUUGAAUUUUGAGAUUCAUCUAAGUUCCAGUUAUCAUGUUUAGUUGGUUUAUAAAUGGGAAAAACAGACGACAGAGAAUAAAUAUG
Messenger RNA from Hippocampus comes (tiger tail seahorse), 4920 nucleotides. RefSeq names its product integrin, alpha 8 (gene itga8). The transcript has 30 exons. Gene Ontology annotation, molecular function: integrin binding. Bases 203 to 3262 code for a protein of 1019 amino acids. The record is from RefSeq and is a predicted model, not a curated record. Lineage: Eukaryota; Metazoa; Chordata; Actinopteri; Syngnathiformes; Syngnathidae. Gene Ontology annotation, biological process: cell adhesion mediated by integrin; cell-cell adhesion; cell-matrix adhesion. Gene Ontology annotation, cellular component: integrin complex; external side of plasma membrane.